AUGCACACAUUUUCCACAUUACCCGUCGAACUUGUUUACCGAAUUAUGGAUCAUCAAAAUGAGGAGACGCUAUUUUGUUCAAUGCAAAAUAUUUCCCGGCGGUUCAAUCAGAUCCUGAGCACCUAUGAGCGAUAUCGAAUACUCACCACACUAAACCUCGUCGGCAACACAAUCAAUGCUAAAGGGGCACAAAACAUUGCGGAUGCCUUGCGAACGAACACGACACUCACCACACUAAACCUCUUCGACAACAGAAUCGCUCAUGAAGGAGCAAAACACAUUGCGGAUGCGUUGCGAAGGAACACGACGCUCACCACACUAGAUCUCGACUACAACGGAAUCGGUGAUGAAGGAGCACAACACAUUGCGGAUGCGUUACGAACGAACACGACACUCACCACACUAAACCUCCCCGACAACAGAAUCGGUGGUAAAGGAGCACAACACAUUGCGGAUGCCUUGCGCAUGAACACGACGCUCACCACACUAGACCUCCAAUCUAACGGAAUCGGUGCUGAAGGAGCACAGCACAUUGCGGAUGCCUUGCGAACGAACACGACACUCACCACAGUAGAUCUCAACUAUAACGGAAUCGGUGCUGAAGGAGCACAACACAUUGCGGAUGCCUUGCGAACGAACACGACACUCACCACGCUAAACCUCCCAGCCAACAGAAUCGGUGCUAAAGGAGCACAACACAUUGCGGAUGCGUUGCGCAUGAACACGACACUCACCACACUGUAUCUCAACUGUAACGGAAUCGGUGAUGAAGGAGUACACCACAUUCGGGAUGUGCUGCGAACGAACACAACACUCACCACACUAAACCUCCGAUCUAACGGAAUCGGUGAUGAAGGAGUACAGGACAUUGCGGAUGCGUUGCGCAUGAACACGACGCUCACCACACUAAACCUCCCUGCCAACAGAAUCGGUGCUAAAGGAGCACAACACAUUGCGGAUGCGUUGCGAACGAACACGACACUCACCACACUAGAUCUCGACUACAACGGAAUCGUUGAUGAAGGAGCACAACACAUUGCGGAUGCCUUGCGAACGAACACGACACUCACCACACUAAACCUCUUCGACAACAGAAUCGCUCAUGAAGGAGCAAAACACAUUGCCGAUGCGUUGCGCAUGAACACGACACUCACCACAGUAGAUCUCAACUAUAACGGAAUCGGUGCUGAAGGAGCACAACACAUUGCGGAUGCCUUGCGCCUGAACACGACACUCACCACACUGUAUCUCGGCGGUAGCAGAAUCGGUGAUGAAGGAGCACAACACAUUGCGGAUGCGUUGCGAACGAACACGACACUCACCACACUAGACCUCCGAUCUAACGGAAUCGGUGAUGAAGGAGCACAACACAUUGCGGAUGCCUUGCGAACGAACACGACACUCACCACACUAAAGCUCCCCGACAACAGAAUCGGUGGUAAAGGAGCACAACACGUUGCGGAUGCGUUGCGCAUGAACACGACGCUCACCACACUGUAUCUCAAUUGUAACGAAAUCGUUGAUGAAGGAGCACAACACAUUGCGGAUGCGUUGCAAACGAACACGACACUCACCACGCUAAACCUCUCCGACAACAGAAUCGGUGCUAAAGGAGCACAACACAUUGCGGAUGCGUUGCGUCGGAAUGCGAGAGUGAAAAUGGUGUAG
Molecule: messenger RNA, 1668 nt
Organism: Adineta ricciae
Lineage: Eukaryota; Metazoa; Rotifera; Eurotatoria; Adinetida; Adinetidae
Source: the annotation of a GenBank genome assembly